Penicillium subrubescens is the source of this 1176-nucleotide messenger RNA. RefSeq lists its product as uncharacterized. Bases 1 to 1176 code for a protein of 391 amino acids. Lineage: Eukaryota; Fungi; Ascomycota; Eurotiomycetes; Eurotiales; Aspergillaceae. The record is from RefSeq and is a predicted model, not a curated record. The transcript has 2 exons.
AUGUAUCAUUACUCCAGUCCACCCCAGGGGUGGUCGACCUACGACUACACUCAGUCUCCUCCAACAUCGCAAUACUACGCGCAGUAUGCCUCUCAGUAUGCCAACGCAUACGCUUCGCCACGAGGUACCUCGCGACGACACACCCGCAAGGCCAGCUACACGGCCACCACCAAGGAGCCCGGCUGGCACUCGACCUACCCACAGUCUUACUACGAGGCAACGCCCGAAUAUGGCAUCCCGUCGCGCAAGCACGAUCAUCAACCGCCCAUCUUUGUCGAUGUGGCUGAUGCUUUUGAUACUCCGCACCAUGCCUCUUUCCACAAGAUGCAGCCGCCGCCGCACGAGGCCCAGCCUCAGCCUCGCCCAGCCCGCCAUGGCCGUCCCCCAGCAGCUGCUGCCCAAACCUCCACGCCGCGAGAUGGCCCCGGCCAGCAUCGUCGAACCGCGUCGACCUCUUACCGCAAAUCGUCAGCCGCUGAUUCUCACUUUUACUUCACCCAGGCUCCUAACCACGAGGACAUCGAAUCAGCUCGUCGCUCCCGCGCCCGUCGCCAGUCCACCUCCACCCGUACACCAUCCAAGCCCAAGCCAGCACCGCCGUCUUCGAAACCGCCACCCGUUGCCACCGAGGAAGACGCCGAGCGCGCCGGUAUUCCACCCGGCUACUCGACCAAGAACUGGGACCCGACUGAAGCUCCCAUCAUCCUGCUCGGCAGCGUCUUCGAUGCCAACUCCCUCGGCAAGUGGAUCUACGACUGGACGGUUUUCCACCACGGCGCAUCAACCCCCAUGGCCGAUGUCGCCGGCGACUUGUGGCUCCUCCUGAUCAAACUCGCCGGCAAGGUCAAGCGUGCCGACGAGUGUCUCCCACGAAUCCAGAGUCCCGACGCGCAAGAUAUUGUCGAGGAUUUCCUCGAAAGUGGCGACCGCCUCUGGAACCGAUUCAAGAAGCUGCUCAAGGCUUGUGAGAUGUUCAUGUGGAAGGCGGCCAAGCGGGAAAGUGGCAAAGGGCAGGUUUCUAUGGGUCGCAAUGCGGGGUGCGAGUUUGUCGACUCGAUUUUUGGCCGUGAUCGCGAGCUUGAGAAUACGGAGAAGCUGAUGAAUAGUAUCCGGUUGUGGAAUAUGCGGUUCGACGCUAAUUGCGAAGAUAUUCUGCGUCGGCCGUCGGCGAAAUAG